CAGAGAUGGUAGAAUCCUCGUGAGGUCAGCAGCAGACGCCCGCUCCGCCGGCACCACAGAACACAGCCCUGGCAGAGCCAAUUGUGUGUGUGCGGCGUCCGUGCAAGCGUGCGCGCCGUGCGAAUACAGCGCCGUGGUGGGGGCACCUCCGUCCCCACGACCAGCGCCGUUUCGUUCCGUGUCCGGCCCCCAGCUGUGUCGCCGGCCACGGUGAGCAGAUGUCCUCGAGCCAGGGGGCCUUAGCAGCCCACCCACCCCCCCGCGCCGCUUCCCGGUGUGCGGGCCCGCUGGGGCGAACCGGCGUCAGCCCGCCCAUGAGCCCGUGAUGGAACAACAACGACGGCGGCUGCUGGUGCUGGCUGCUCUCUCUCCGCCGGCUGAGGAAUCCCGAUGGCUCUUGCGAGGCUCGGCGUCCACGAAACGCGAAACAUAAAAGGCCUAUUGUGGACCACGCCUGUGCCCGUGCUUUGCCCGUGCUAAGCCCUGCGGCAUGAUGACGACGUAAAAGGGAGCCACAGCGAGGUCACAAGCGGACCGCCCCGUCCCCCGUUCCGCCACCAUGACCUCCCCGGCCACCAUCGAUGCUGCCGCUGCCACCUCAGCCCCGACACCGACUCCUGCGGCGAGGCCCUAUGGCCUGGACUGGGUGCCGGAGGGUGGCGUGUGGAGCGACUGCAAGGACGAGAUCGAGCGCUCGUACACUGUGGUGCCCACGGCCAUCUGCGGCACAUGCUGCGUCUUCGGCAUCGUCUACUGCUUCUUCGGUUACCGCUGCAUCAAGGCAGUGAUGUUCCUGACAGGCCUCAUGUUCGGCUCCGUCGUCAUCUUCCUGUUGUGCCACAAGGAGCGUGUGUUGGACACAGAACUGACGCUCGAGGCCAGUGCGGGCAUCGGCCUGGCCAUCGGCCUGCUCUGCGGCCUCGUGACUAUGCUAGUUCGCACAGUCGGCCUCUUCACCACGGGCCUCCUGCUGGGCCUGCUGCUGGCCGCCACGACCCUUGUGGCCAUAGAGCCCUACUACCGGCCGCCGACCGCCUGGGUGCCGCUGGGCGCGCUUGUGGGCUCGGGGAUGCUCUUCGCAGUGCUCACGCUGCAGUGGCCCAAGCCCUUCGUAGUCCUCUCCACGUCAGCGUUCGGAGCGGCCGUUGUGACCGCCGCUGUCGACUACUUUGUGGAGAUGUUCGCACUUGUGCGCUACGCCUCCGACAGGCUGCGCUCGCCCAACAGCGCUAGCGCGACAUUCUGCUGGUACAGCUGGGCCGUGCUGUCCGUGUGGCCCACGCUCGGCCUGCUGGGCAUCCUCGUGCAGUGGAAGGUGACGGCCGAGAGACCCAACCAUGCCGAAGUGAUAAUCAGGCACCGGCAAAAGCGCGUGCAGAUGAUGCGGAUCCGACAGCAGAAGCAGCAACAGCACGUGGGCAAGCGGCAGCGCGUCCCCCCUGAGGGCAUUUACCGCCGCAAGCCCUGCCCCGUGCGCCGCUUCACAGGAGAUGUGCUGCCUCCGAGCUACAUCCAGAGCCUACGCGAGCGGCAGCACGAGGCGUCGAUGAGCAGCCUGAGCGGAGCUGCGGCGGGGCCCCACACCACUGUCGACGUGGAGUACGACUGCGGCUCCAUGGUGCCGCUCACUGCCCCCAUGAGCAGCUCCGCGGUGCGGGCGUGACGCCCGCCGACCAAGUGGAGGCGCAGAACCGCGCACGAGCAAGGGGGGGGGCAGCGUCGCACGCAUUCAAGCACGACCGAGUCCACCGCAGCAAUAUGCAACGCAUGCCGCACAGAGGCUUUGCUUUAGCUGUGCCGCCGACGCCGAACAUCAGCAUUCGGUCAACAGCAUAACAACGGCUGCCCUUGUGCAACACUGCUGUACUUACAGGGGUGCUGAUAUUGGCAGGCAGAGAUGUCAUAUUCGGCGACGCGCGAUGCUCGCUAGCAUAGAAGUGGACGAAAAUACUGCAUAUGUACCUAUUUGACAGUGUUUUUUUUUUGGAGAAUUUGACACUUAUUAAUGGGGAUACAAAAGGGGAAAAUUAUUCCCUUAUGCAUACAGGGCUUCAAAAGCAUUUAUAUACAGAAUUUACAACUGUAUCAGUAUCAACUUAUAAAUAUGUAUGCAGUACGUACAAUACAUGUACAUACAAAUAUCGUCUACGGGGAGUCUCUAGAGCUCCCUCUAGGAGAGGCCCUUCUGCCAGCAGUGGGGUGAGCAAGUAGUUGCAGGGCUGUACCUUUACAAUUUACAUUCAACCUAUACGUACGACUAUCCAUAGGCACAUUCACAUAAUGGGGCAGGGAAAACGUUGGAGGCAACAUGCAAAUCCUGCACACAUCUACAGAUGCUGUACUUAAUUUUCCUUUGUAAUUACCCCAAAUAUCAAUGCAUUUAUUAAUCCUAUUAUGAGAACAAAAUCGGGAGCUAUAAAAUACGCCAAACAUGAUGUCACUGUGACCCAAUGCUCGAAAACAUUUUGGCUAGUUCUCACAUCGUAUGAUGUGUGCGCGCGUGUGUAUUUACAGAAGGCAAACUACUAUAAAGACAAUACACACAUCUUCUUGGUUCUUUCGGUAAUAAAAGAUGUGUAUUUUAUUAUUUCCCUUCUACGUGACUUUACCGAAAGAACCAAGAAGAUGAAUCCCUGCAGUCACGAACGCUUUAAAUCGAAAAAUACAAUACACAUUAAAAAUGGGAUGAAGUCAUUUGUGGACACCCGAAUAAAAGCACGGGCAGACGUCACGAGUAAAAUGUACGUCCAUCCCUACACCACAGUUUAGUGUACACAGUCCAUUCUUUUUUAAUUAUUAUAACAUCCAUGUUGGAAGAAAGCAUAGACUGGCCAUUUGCAACUCUCAACUGUCUUGCAUGAUGAAAAUAAUUCAACUCAAUUUUUAGACUAUAUAUUGUUCACAUGUACAUUUAAUUCUCCAAAUUGUUUCAUCACACAUGCAGCGUCAUUGCAUAUUAUAGUUAUUUGUGUUAAAAACCUUGUUUUUAAACUGCAAAUUCAUAUAUAUACACACAACAUACAUAGUGAUACACACACACCGGAAAUGAGUUAAGUUCUCGCUUUAAAUCAACUACGCUGUUUUUCCUGCCAAGGCAGGCUAAAACAGCUGCAUAAAGCACCAUGCCCGAACUAAAGAUACAAAUUAGAACGUGUCUCAGUGACACAUUGUCUGUGAACGUGCAGCAACAUUCCCUCCCACACUGUCACAAUUGGGCAGUGAUACUGUGGAAUUCUAGCUUUAAAAAAACACCUUCUAUAGGCGCACAUCAAAAUGACACAGCGGCUUUUGCUAUAUAUGGCUUAAAAUAAAAUGUGCACUGAAAUCACACACGCACAUUAUCACAAGUUCAAUUUGCAACUUCAGUUUUUGGCAUCAAUUGAAAUGUGCUGUAUAGAAAUGGAAAUAACUUGUCGAUAAGAUUGUAUGUGUUACAAAAACACUGGUACACCAUAAGUUAAGUACUGCAUUGUUAUAAAUGACCCUAAACCGACGUAGAUGAAGUGAGAAUUAGAGAUUUUUUUUUGCCAUAAAAAAUGAAAAUGUGAAAAAAAGCUUCAACCCAUUUAAUGGUAACAUGAUUUUCUUUUGCUGUUAAAUGCUUUUAGUUUCUGUGCUUGUAAAUUAUGAGUCGCAAAACAGCAACAUAAGACGAUUUUAAACAAACAUAGUAUUAAUAACAAUACGUUUAUUCCCUUAGAGUUCUCAUGAGUAUUGUGUUUUUGUCUAUUUAAUAACUUUCAUUAUUUCCUAGCACAUGCACCAAUACACUUUAAACGCUCCACACUCAGCACCCACGUGCUGUAUUUUAGUACCGGAGGUUGUAUGUAACAACUUGCAUAUAUGGAUACAUUUAUUUUAAAACGUUGAUGAUUGCCAUAUUUUUUGCAGCCCACACAAGAUGGAUAGCGCUUUAAAUGCUUGCCACAUUAUGUGAGAACACUUGGUUUGCACACACUUUAAUUUAUGACUGUUGUGUGAGUGUCCUUAAUUUUGUAUGUGUUCGUUGUGUUGUAUAUGACUUGUGAUGAUUAAAGUCCUUUGACCUGCUUUAUAUAAAUUUGCUGAAUGACCUUGAAGGUUUUUUUAAAUUCUUGACAUUUAAUUGAAACUACUGUGCGAGGUUGCUCUCUCAAUUAUUUAUUUGCAGAUGUGAAAUUUAAUUGUUGUAAAUAUAAUAAUGAUGAUAUGUGUAUAGUUGCCUCUACGGUAUGUUAUUUAUUUAAGUUAAGACACGCGGCCGCAAUGCAAGUCUAUUUUAUCACCCUUGCAAUAACACGUAACAUUUCUUGUGAAAAUAAAACCCGAAGUUUUAACAAGU
Molecule: messenger RNA, 4321 nt
Organism: Petromyzon marinus (sea lamprey)
Lineage: Eukaryota; Metazoa; Chordata; Hyperoartia; Petromyzontiformes; Petromyzontidae
Product: transmembrane protein 198-like
Cellular component (GO): plasma membrane
Source: RefSeq, a predicted model, not a curated record